Messenger RNA from Papaver somniferum (opium poppy), 1149 nucleotides. RefSeq lists its product as uncharacterized. The coding region runs from base 333 to 920 and encodes 195 amino acids. The record is from RefSeq and is a predicted model, not a curated record. The transcript is spliced from 2 exons. Lineage: Eukaryota; Viridiplantae; Streptophyta; Magnoliopsida; Ranunculales; Papaveraceae.
GCAGUGUCUCUUCUUUUCAAAGGGUUGGAAGAUGUGAGCUUGUGAUCGCCGCUUGAAGGGAUACUCAUGACUGAACUUCAUUUUUGGGUUUAAUUGUGGUGCUGCAGAAUCUAAUUUCUAAAUGAAUUCUCUGUUUUUAGGGUUGUCUUUAUAGAUUACAGGUCUUGCUGCAACUAUGUAUCUAUCUAUGGUUUGAAGAGAAGGUCAAAUUCUGCAUCUUUGUUCUCUUAACUCCUCUUGUACUCAGCAUGAAACAACAAGUAAGUAAAGCCUUGAAACUAAAAUCUGAGCUUGAUUGAUAGAUAAAUCUUGUUAUUCAAACUAUAGAAACCAUGAAUGUUACUGUCCAAAUCAAAAAUGAGAAAGACUUGGAAAUGCAGCCUCCACCAGGGUUCACAGCAAAGGUGUCUAAUGUCCAAGGCAAGUGUACUGGAGCUAACCACUAUGGCAACCAAGGAAAUGAAGAUGCAAGCAUCAGUAAGGAAGAUAAAAAAGCUGACAGCUCCAACAGUAAUGCAGUGGAAGUCGCUCAAGAUGAUGACCACUGUGAACAACAACCUGAAUCGGCGGUCCUUGAAGUUGCCGAUCCAGAUUUUUAUGACUUUGGCAGGGAUAGGAGUGAAGAGUGCUUUGCAGUCGAUCAGAUAUGGGCCAUUUAUAAAGAUUUCGAUGGUAUGCCCAGAUCCUAUGCUCGGAUUGACAAAGUAUAUUCACCUUUCAAGGUGGAUGUCACAUGGUUGGAGUUUAUUGCUGGGGAUAUAGAUGAGACUGCUUGGAAGAGAAGUGGGUUACCUGUUGCUUGUGGAAAGUUCAAACACGGCAAGACUGACACAAUCAAGCAUAUACGUGCAUUCUCCUAUAAGAUUCUUUGUGAAGAAAGUGUUGGAACGAGUUACGACAUCUAUCCCGGAAAAGGGUAGACUUGGGCCCUCUACAAGAACUGGAAUAUUAGAUGGAGCUCUGAUCUGCACAACCGCAGAGAAUAUGAGUAUGAAUUUGUGGUAGUCCUGUCAGAUUACACUAAAGAAUCAGGCAUUUCAGUUGCCCCUUUGGAUAAGGUAAAAGGUUUUGAAUGCCUGUUUAACCCGACCCAAAACAAUGGCAUGGCUUUCUUUCAGAUACCAUCCAAUGAAAUAUUAAUAUUCUCUC